AGCGCCGUUCGCCGCCGCCGUCGCUAUACACGCUACGGUUUUAAUAUAGCGGAGGAACGCGCGCGAUCCAGACUCAGUUACGCGGCGGCCGGCCACCCGUGCGAGAGCGUAUCGUUUUCUUGCGAAACGUGCCCGCGCUGUUUUUCACUUUCUUUCUCUCUCUCUUUAUCUCUGUCUCCUCGCUAUUUCUCUCAGUUCUACUUCCUUUCUCUUUCGUUCUUAACCGCGAUCAACGCCGGUACAACACUCGUCGCGGUGUUAUUUCUUUCGAUCCGUGUCUAAGAAAAAAAAAAGAAAAAAAGAAAAAGAAAAAAAAAGAAAGAGAAAAAGGAUUGUGCAUCGAGUUUUCGUGUGCAAACGGAACGGUGGAUAAUCGUGAGACAGAGCGUGUCAAGUGCGAGGAAACCAGGGUUUACGUACCCUGAGAAGAAAGGAAGGAAGAAAGGAAGGAAGGAAGGAAGAAAGGAAGGAAGGAAGGAAGGAAGGAAGAAAAGGUGGUGUAGUCAAGGACGUUUGUGUUUGAGUUUCGCGUGACCAACGAAAGAGAGGGAGAUUAUUGGCGCGUUUCGAACACGCGUGGUUCCGCGUGUUACGGGACUCGGUGUGUCCUCGCGAUACGUUCUCCGGCAGCAACUCCGUUGAAUCCGUGAUUUCGCCAGUAAGAAGAUCUAUUUUGAGGAAGAGAGGAAGAGUGCACGGCGUGCCGAUGCCGAAAGGAUUCGUCGACAGGAUCGACUGGAACAAUUUUACGAGAAUUUCGGAGAACAUCACGACGUUGACAGUGACAACGAUGUCACCGUUUGGGACGGAGGAGCGAUAAAUUUUGGAAGGAACGCGGGAAAAAUAUAACAGGAUUCUGCAUGCGAGAAGUGUUCGAGCUCCUCGGUGGAGUGCUGACCUCCGAAGACGUAUUCCGGAAGGAUUCGUCUAGCCCUACGACAACGCAGACAGGGCAACUUCAUUCGCCGAACGGCGACAGCGAUAACAGCAACGGUAGCCAACGUGCGGUGGCUAUUACGCGGAACGACGUAGAGCAACAGCAACAGCCACAUCGGCAGCGGCAUCAACGGCAGCAAGCGGCAGCUACCGUUCCAGUUCUCGCCUGCACGAAUCAAUCUUCUACAACCCCGACGACAACCGCGUUCACGGUGGCGUCAAGUAUGCUUCUUCUACAGACACAGAGCCCCUUCGGAUGCAGUACCCUGGCGGAUUUGUUAAGCGCUUCGUACACGGAUCCAACGGAUGCUGGAAGCCUACCCGAGGAGUUGGACCCGUUUCCAGAACUGCAGCUGGGAAAUCCGCAGGGAGUGCCGACGGGCGACGAGUCGGCCCAGGCCCAGCAACAUCAUCAGCAGCCACCUCAGCCGCCUCAGCCGGCAGCGCCGCCACUUCCCGAGGACGUCCAGCCUGACUCGCUCAGUUCAACGCCCUUGCCGAGCUUCCAAGAGACAUACACGGCUCAACGAUACACCAGGCAGGAGCUUCAGGUUCUCGGGAUCAAAAUGGACGAGGGGGAGUGUUACGACAACUCGGUGUAUCCGUGCGCAACCGGCCCCUACCCAACCGAGUUCUCGCCCACGUUGCCCUACCACGAGCAACAGCCCCAGCAACAGCAUCACCAUCAUCCCCAGCAGCAGCAGCCCGCGCCGCCCCCGCCGCAGCAGCAUCACCAUCAUCAGGGUUACUUCGCGACCGAGACGGCCCCAACUCCGACCACGGCGGUCCCCUCGCCGGCCAAUCAUCGGCAAGACUCGCCGUACGCCGCGGCGGUCAGCGUCCCCAUGGUGUACGGUCCACCGCCGAGCAUCGCGGGUGGUGCCACCCCCGUUGCACCGACCGACAUUUACCCCACCGUCGACAACGUGGUCGUAGGGACGACCCGUUCACGGAGGGCGUCUCUACCCACGCAGAGGUCAGAGUCUGCGAGUAGUGGGAGCACGGAAUCCCCGAAGGCGCGCGGUGGCAGCGGUGGCACAGGGAGCUCCGUCAGCUCUCCAUCGCCUGGAAGUGGAACCAGCAACGAGCGAGCACCGCCGAGCCCCAGCCAACUUUGCGCCGUGUGCGGCGACACGGCAGCGUGUCAACACUACGGCGUUCGUACCUGCGAGGGUUGCAAAGGAUUUUUCAAGAGGACCGUGCAAAAGGGCUCGAAAUACGUGUGUUUGGCCGAGAAAGCUUGCCCCGUUGACAAACGCCGGCGGAAUCGUUGCCAAUUUUGUCGCUUCCAGAAGUGCUUGAUGGUCGGAAUGGUGAAAGAGGUGGUGAGGACGGAUUCCUUGAAAGGUCGGCGAGGUAGAUUACCAUCGAAGCCAAAAUCCCCUCAAGAAUCACCACCGAGCUCGCCGGUCUCCCUGAUCACAGCUUUGGUCCGCGCACACUUGGACACGACACCCGAUCAAGCAACCUUGGAUUACUCGCAAUACCGGCAACCCAGUCCUGGCGAUCCACCCAUCACAGAGGCAGAAAAGACGCAACAAUUCUACAAUCUUCUUACCACGUCCAUCGACGUGAUUCGAACGUUUGCCGAUAAAAUUCCCGGCUUCACGGAUUUGGUGCGAGAAGAUCAGGAGUUACUUUUCCAGUCGGCCAGUCUGGAACUGUUCGUUCUUCGAUUGGCGUACCGUACGAAACCGGAGGACACCAAGCUGACGUUUUGCAAUGGCGUGGUCCUGGCGUUGGAACAGUGUCAGCGUAGCUUCGGCGAUUGGCUCCACAGUAUUCUCGAAUUCAGCAAAGCUCUUCACAUUCUCGACGUAGACGCUAGUGCUUUCGCUUGCCUCUGCGCCCUUACCCUCAUUACUGCAAGGUACGGCCUGAAGGAGCCUCAUCGCAUGGAGCAGCUACAGUCGAAAAUAAUAUCGUCUCUUCGCGAUCACGUCACCUAUAACGCCGAGGCGCAGAGGAAAGCGCACUACCUGUCCCGUUUGUUAGGUAAACUACCGGAACUGAGGAGUCUGUCCGUGCAGGGGCUCCAGCGUAUCUUUUACCUAAAACUGGAGGAUCUGGUUCCAGCGCCACCCAUGAUCGAGACGAUGUUCGUCGGUAGUCUACCGUUUUAAUCGCCUUUCAAUCGAGCCAAGCCUAAGGCUGCGUAUUCGUCGCGUAGAACAAUUCAUCCUUGAGAUCUUGUGCGGUUGCGUUACUACUCGAUUAAGUUUCCUUAAGUUUUCUUACGCGUGUACGUAGGUUCUACCAUCUUCUUGCGUGUAACCCUUGUAUGGUUUUCGCACGAGUGUCGACGCGCGAAUCGUCACCUUAAGAGGGGUACAAACGAAGAGAGAGAGAGAGAGAGAGAGAGAGAGCGGAUGAGAAGUCCUGUCGAAGAUUCUGUCUCUCUCGAGGCUGACGUCUCCGCGUCUGGAUGUUUUAGCGAAAUAUAUAGAUGCGUGUGUGCGGAUGGAGCAUCGUGCCGCAAGUGGACGUUGGAGUGGAUGCACGCGCGAAUGGACGAGCCGGAAGACGUUGGUUUGUCGCUAAAUUUAAGACAAAGUUCCCUGUGCGUGUAUGGAUGAGAGACGGGUGGAUGAACGGGGCGCGUGUCUUCGUGAUGUGUCAGCGGGCAGAUGUGACUGCCCGACCUGACAACUGUUACUAUUGUUACUAUUAUUAUUACCGCUAUUACUAUUUUAACAGUGUACGAUGUAAUAACUAUUCUUGCUAUCGAAAGUAUCGACGCCCGAGCGAUUGAAGGUGGAACCCGGUUUCUCGGCGGAUUCUCGGGGAGGGGGUGGCUUCUCUCGGAGGAGGAACCUGCGGCAGCUUGAAACAAACGUUGGAUUUCCCUUUUCGCGAGAGAGAGAGAAAGAGAGAGAGAGAGAGAAACGAGCGUGUUUCGUUAUGCGUCGUCCCAAAAGGCGUCGUACGAUACGUAUGGGAUGAUUAAUCACGACGUGGUGGUUCUCGUCGACUGGUAAUAUUAAGUGCUACGCUAUAUAUUCUCGCAAAAUAUGCACAAAAGGAACGAAAAGAAAGAAAGAAAGAAAGAAAGAAAAAAUAAUAACGACGAUAUAUACCAUUAUACCGUUAUACACGUACAUUAUACGUACAUUAUCGUACACAUGAAUUUUUAUCACUUUUCUACCUACUUUGUAUAAGUCGCUACAUCAACGAACAAAAAAAAAAAAAAAACUACGUUUCUUUCAUCGCUCGUGCCGCAACGAUCGUCCUCGAGGAUCCGCUCGAUCGGGAUUAAUUUCUCUUCUUUCAGUGCAGAAACAAACCGUGUUACUUACUCACUUACUUACUUGUUAUAGUGGAAGAGAAGGAAGAGAGGUGCAUUGACGAUUCGCAACAUAUCAGAGCAACGACGGAAGAGCGGAGACAAGAUAUCACGAAUACAUUACACACGUGCUAAUUCAUAUUCCUCCAUUCAUCCUUGGUCCUAUCACCCCUUCCCUUCCCCCUCCCUUCGUGUAAAUCAAUUUCGCUCUUCCGACAGUUGACAGUUUAGAUAUACGUAGGUCGUGACUGUGAUCACACUCGAACGUAGCGAUGAUGCUAAAAGAAAAAAAAAAAAAAAAAAAAAGAGAAAAAAAGAAGGGAAAAAAAAAAAAUUCUCACUUAGAAUUCUCCGCAUUCCCCUAUCUCCCUCCCUCCCUCCCUCCCUCCCUCCCUCCCGAUUCUCUGUACUCGUAUUCAUUCGUAACUCGUAUCCUUCGGCUUACUAGCUUCAUCGAUCCGAGGCCAAUAGGUGCUCUCUAGCUUCCCUUCCUCUUGACCCUCGAUCGCAUGGAAUUUAGUAUCAUUGGAAACGUGUGAGUGUCUUCCAAGUCACGUGGUCGGGACCCGUUUCGGUCCGAACAAUUACCACACUAUAUUCUUGCGUUAAUGUGAUUUUAGACAGCUAAGGGAGAAGAAGUAUGAGGUAGGGCCCGAAUCAGGCCGAUUCGGCUGCGCGAUCCGCGUCCGAAGACGAGUAAUCGAGAGAGAGAGAGAGAGAGAGAGAGAGAGAGAGAGAGAGAGAGAGAGAAAGAGAGAAAGAAGCGAAGAGUAGAAUUCGUCGAGUUUCGCAUCCACCGACCGAUCGGCAGCGGCUUCGUUACGGGCCCGGCAUAAAGUUACCUAUUACGUUAUGACAUUUAUUUUUAAUCAAACUAACGUAGAAAAUCCUAUUUAUACGUAUACCGCGCCGCUAUUACUACUUAUACUAUUACUUGCUACUUAAUUACUUAAUAUUAAUUAACUACUACUUACCGCUAGCGUUACGAUCUUAUAGCGUUACUUGUCGCUACUACCGCUGUUACCAUCCGCUACCUUUUUAUUACCACCUUUGUGUUACCAUUAAUUAUUGCUAAAUGCGUAAGAAACAUGAUCGACGUUAAAACACUUCUUCGCCGCUGCAAUAUCAAGAAAGAAGAUAUAUAUAUAUAUAUAUAUAUAUACAUAUAUCCUUUGGAUAUAGAGAGAGAAAAAAAAAACUAUCAAUUCUGGAACGGAUUGCACUGACUCGCGACUCCAAGCAAGGAAAUAAAUAGAUGGAAGGAUCCAUCUAUGAUACCAUCUCGAGGAAUGUAUCGGAUUGAUAAGUGAUCAAGGAAUCGUUGGGUUGACGCAAUCUUUCCAUCACGGGCACCCUUAUCAAAUGGCAACCCUAACUGUUCGGCAAUAAUACUUUCCUCUUUUAUGUGUAUAUCACUUGUCAACGUUAAAAGUACAGCCCAGUAAACCCGAUCCAACGGAUACAGCGUUUACGUCACACGAUUACAUUAAAUCUCUUAGUGCACCUAAUUUCAGAAAGGCACAAAUCCACGUGGCGAUCCGCCAUUUCGUGAAUCUUUUAACUUAUCGAGAGGCAGAAAACACGAUACAUAAUUAAUGUGCACAAUAGAUAUAAAAUAAUUAUAUGUGUAUAUGUUAUACUCGCCGUGUGUAUCCGCAAAUGUUCAAUGCUUCAAUCAAGGAAAUAGAGGAUUCGAUCAUUCUCGAUUUUCCUCGUUCGAUUUCUGCGCAACCAUAGUUCCUUCUAAAAAAAUCGAGCUUCGUCUCUUUUUUUUUUUCUAUUCCUUUUCUUUCUUUUUCUUCUUCUUCUUCUUCUUCUUCUUCUUCUUUUUCUUUUCUUUUUCCUCCUCUCUUAACAUCGUUUUCGAUCCAUUGUUUAUUCGGUACCGUUUCUUGCGUAAGAGUUAUCGAUCCCUUAGUAGCCAUGUAAGAGCUUCCGUUUAACGAUCUCUCUCGUUACGGAAGAAUACACGGAGAAAAGAGUGAUAAACGUGAUCAAGCUCAACAUUGAAUCGACCUUCGAGCAGAUUUAACGUAAUUCAAGUUUUCAAAUGAACGCUCGCGAUUAAGUCGCGCGAGUAAGUAACGAUUAACAAACAACACUUUUCCCCGUGUAAAAAUCGUGCUUCAACUUGGCGUUGGCCACGUGUGUGAAAACGUUUGCGGAUGGAUACGAUCGCAGAUGUUCGGUGAAACGGAAGAACAAUAUAAUGCCCGGCAAGAAAGCAAGGUACAAGUAAUCCGAAAAGGGGGCACGAACAAUCUCGUGUUCCCGUUUUCGAAAAUUAGGAUAACGCGAUAGGAAGCGGACGAUCUCCAAUUCGUCGAUUUUCUUUUAAAAUUCUCGUCAAUUCCCGUUGGAUCAAUGCGAUCAAUGCGUCCUUUCCGAGGAAGCGUCCGAAUUGAUCCGUACUUUUGAUCCACAUACUUUUCGGAUUACACGUCAGGGAAAGAAUAAUCGUACGUUUCCUUCGUGUGCGUAUAGCGUACAUGCAUCGAGUCCAGAAGAGAUUUAGAGGCUGAAAAGGAAUUCGUCAAAUUAAUACGGUGCUAUUAGGCUAAUUGUGAUUAACGAACGCUUAAUGAAUUCGAGAGUACUUAAGUUUCUUGUCCCGUUGCAUUCAGACAACGGGGGAAGAAUAUUUUUGUUCCUAUUACUUAAGAAAAUUAAAGGAAGCAUCGCGAAAAGUUUCCAAUCCCCUAUUGGAGUGGAAACGAUUUUAUCUCGUGAUUGACGUUCUCCGAUUACGAAUCCAUCAGAUCUUUCCUGGACUCAACGCUGAUCGGCGUUGCAUUGUUUCUUUUUUUUUUUUUUUUUUUUUUUUACGAUGCCACUUACGUGUAAAAAAGCGCGCGCGCUUUCCCCGCGAUUCAGGGGGAAGUGAUUAGAACAAGAAGAAAUUCAAGAAAAUGAUCAAGCAAUCGUAGAUUUAAAGAAAGAAAAGGAGACAAGAGAAAAGCGAAACAGGAUGAAAUAAAAAAAGAAAAAAAAAAACAAACAAAAAAAAAACAAGGGAAUCUCGGAUCGUUCGAACGUAGAAAUAUCUCGAAUGAAGAACGAGGUCGUAGUAUUGUUGUUACUUAUUAAUUGUCAUCGCUGUAAAACGAAAAAAAAAAAAGGCCAAUUCCAUUAGGUGUAUUUUAUCCUCUUCCCUCGAUGUAAUAAUAAAUGUUCAAUCAACGGAUGAUUUCACUUUUUUUUUUUUGAGUCGUCUUUUUUUUUUUUUCAUUUUGGAAAAAUAAAAUUGAAUGUUGCAAUGUGGUACGUUCGAUUUUCUGCGCGAAUCGCGGAUGUCUAUAAUCGAGGAGUUCGAAAUCGGAACUCGUUCCCUUUCCGUCCAAAUUAUAUGAUAGAAAAUUUCCAUCUUCGCAAUCGAGCGUUGUAUCGUUUCUCCUUCCCUGAUCGGAUUUUAUAAAAUUAUAUAACGAGAAAAAAGAAAGAAAGAAAAGAAAAAGAAGAAAUAAAUAAAUAAAUAAAUGGCAGACUCUCUCGUUUUCGUGGACGGACGUUUCUACAACGAUCGAUCUGUACUUUGCCGUACGAAUAUCCGCGGAUACAGUUAUGUACACUACUUGCACGAUUACAAAGCACGUACCGGAAGUGAUAGAUAUUGCACCAAAAAUAAAUGAAUAAAUUUAUACACGCCCAAUGUAUCCGCGCGAUCUGCGUUGGUCAAAUAAAUCUGUCGGUCAUCAAGCACGUCGAAAGGAUUCGUAAGAUAUAGAAUAGGAGAGCAAGCAGGGAGGAAGUAGAGCAGGGCAGAAGGGAAGUAAUGGAAAUAUGGAAAGGCAAAAUGGAAGUAAUGGAUAAAAAAAUAAUGCCGAUCAAUAAUAAUGUCGAUGUGUAUUGACGGCCGUACAAUUGAAAAGGAGGUGCGAAUUAUUGAAAUCGAUCGAUAAUUCGCCGUUAAUUUAAUCAAGUACAAUCUGUGUUCUCCUUGCAAUUUGUUCAUCAACGACAAUAAAAGGAAUUGCAAGGGAAGUUUCCCGACCACCGGCCUUUUCACCCCUACGACCGUCGAUAUUUAGCAACACCGUUCUAACAUUACGUUCUAUUAACAAUUUGUAAAAUAUUCUAAAAUAUUCAAGAUGUUUUACAAUGCGCGCACAUUCACGAAACCUUUUUCCGCGGCCUGAUUCAAUGUAAUUUUGUGCCGAAUCACAUACAGUUCCCUCUCGCUUGAUUAAUAUAUGUAGCCAUAUAUAUGUAUAUUUAUAUAUAUAUGUACAUAUUUAUAUACAUAUAUAAUGCAUAUACAUAAUAUAUGAUACGAUAUAAUAUAAUAUAAAAUGAUAUAAUAUAUAAUUAUUAUUAUUAUUAUAUAUAUAUAUAUAUACUUAUAAAUAUAUAAAUAUAAUGAAAUAAUAUAAAUAAAUAAAUAUAUUAUAUAUACUUUCGAUAUGCGAACGAGAAAGCAAUUCAAAGGCAUGACGUGAGAAAAACAAAAAAACACAUUGCGACCAUUAUAUUUUAUAAAUAAAAGAAAAAUUGAUAUGUGAUAUAGAUGGUAAGGCACGCGGACAAUGCGUUGCGAUGCAUUACGAAAGCAAAUGUAUUCUGUAUAUCGUUUCAUUAAAUCUAUUAAA
Apis laboriosa (Himalayan honeybee) is the source of this 8805-nucleotide messenger RNA. It is a transcript of the gene Hr38, whose product is annotated as probable nuclear hormone receptor HR38. Gene Ontology annotation, cellular component: transcription regulator complex; nucleus. Bases 861 to 3059 code for a protein of 732 amino acids. The record is from RefSeq and is a predicted model, not a curated record. Gene Ontology annotation, molecular function: nuclear receptor activity; RNA polymerase II cis-regulatory region sequence-specific DNA binding; zinc ion binding. Gene Ontology annotation, biological process: cellular response to corticotropin-releasing hormone stimulus; regulation of transcription by RNA polymerase II. NCBI's taxonomy places the organism in Eukaryota, Metazoa, Arthropoda, Insecta, Hymenoptera, Apidae. The transcript is spliced from 8 exons.